UGAGGGCCCUAGCUACUCGCCAACCCCGUCGCCUUCUUCUUCUUCUUCUUCUUCUUCUUUUUCUCUCUCUCGGCCUCACAUCACUUUAAACCCAUCAAUCAAUAGCUCAAUAUGUCACACACCCCCAUACUCAUUGCUCCUCAGUCCUCUCGCUCUACUGACAUGUAUUUCUACGGACCGUGGGCUCGUUUUUUAUGCCAACGCUGGUAGCAUCAGGAUGGUGAUUAAUGCAGCAGAUGGAUACUGCUAAGUGGGAAGGAUAGCGGAUAUUUAGUUGCGUAAGCACGUGUGCUUGCGCACCUUGGUACGAGAAAUAGUUUUAUUAUUUCUCUGAGGAAAGAAGGUAAAGUCUACAGGAGUGGGAAGAACACAGCAUCAAUCUAGUGGUCACCAAAGCACCACCACUUGUUCGGUCUGUCACCGUGACUCUCUCCACUCCAUCGCACCCAAAAAACCACACAAGAAGCCUUCAUCUUCCCCUUCCUCUGAUGUGGUCUUCAGAAAAUGCCAAGCAUAACAACAAGAAGAAGAACAAAAGCGGGCAUGGGAGUAGUAGCAGGAUAGUGUCCUCCUCUUCCGCGAGAUCUUCUCCUUCCUCCGCCUCCUCCAUCCUCUCGCAGACCCCAAGGAGGAGGACCAUGGAGGAGAUGUGGAAGGACAUCACCCUCGCCACCCUCCACCAAGAGACGCCCCUCGCUCCUCUUCUGGAGACGACCCACUCCCAUCCCCAGCACCACCACCACCACCAACUCCAACUUCACCGGCCCCACCCCACUGCCUCUCCUUCCUUUCGGACCAUGAUCCUUCAAGACUUCCUCUCCGGUCCCUGCUCCACCGUCUCGCCGGCGUCCGCCGCCGCUGCGGAGCACAUCACCCUGCCUCCCUCGCCGCCCCCGCUGCCCCCCACUGCCCUCACCCUCAAGUCCGGCCUCGAGCUCCGGUACCCUGCCGGCGGCGGCGGCGGCGGCGGUGGAGCCUCCGGGGGCGCUGGCAGCGGCGGUGGGUCUCUCGUUGUCAACGCCCAUUCUCGCUCCAGCUCCAAUUCCAACGAGUCUCGAGUCAAUGGCCAGGCUAACAAAAACGGCCACGGUGGGUCUUUUAUGCCCUCCUACUUCUCCGAUGCCGUCAUCAGCCCGCCGUCCCCCGCCGGACUCUUCUCCUUCUGCUCCAAGAAGCGGAUGAUGCCGGAGGGCCCCGUCGUUGACGGCGACCGCCGCUAUAAGCGCAUGAUCAAGAACCGUGAGUCCGCAGCCCGAUCCCGCGCCCGAAAGCAGGCUUACACCAAUGAGCUGGAGCUAGAGGUUGCACAUCUCCUGGAGGAGAACGCCAAGCUAAAGAAACAGCAGGAGGAGCUACGCAUGGCAAUGGCUGAUCAGCUGCCCAACCGAAACGCCCUCCAACGAAGCACGUCAGCUCCAUUUUGACAGAAAACAAGAAAACGGAGGGAAAAUUCUGCUGCCGAGACAACCUAUAUAUCAUCCUAUUCCCAAACAAAAAGAGAGAGAAACAAAAAUGAAUCGCAUCGGACUUGUUUGUGCAGAUAUAGCAAAUGCCCUGUGAACGAACAAUUCAGAUCCUUCCCUUUACACACCACCAUUUGUAGCGUUUCCACUCUCUCUCUCCCUCUCUCUCCAUCUAUCUAUCUAUAAAAAAACAUAUAUAUAUAUAUAUAUCAAUGUCUGUAUGUGUCUGCAAGUUUGAU
Molecule: messenger RNA, 1702 nt
Organism: Phoenix dactylifera (date palm)
Lineage: Eukaryota; Viridiplantae; Streptophyta; Magnoliopsida; Arecales; Arecaceae
Product: protein FD-like
Biological process (GO): positive regulation of DNA-templated transcription
Cellular component (GO): nucleus
Molecular function (GO): DNA-binding transcription factor activity
Source: RefSeq, a predicted model, not a curated record